Messenger RNA from Ceratina calcarata, 211 nucleotides. RefSeq names its product contactin-like. Gene Ontology annotation, molecular function: protein binding. The annotation marks the transcript as partial. The transcript has a single exon. The record is from RefSeq and is a predicted model, not a curated record. Lineage: Eukaryota; Metazoa; Arthropoda; Insecta; Hymenoptera; Apidae.
GGACCCGAAAGCGAGAGAUAUUUGGAGAGAACGUACAAGAAAGCUCCGCAGAAGCCGCCUUUCUCGGUCAACGUGUUCGAGGUGAAUCCGUCGACGAUCAGAGUGACCUGGCGUUACGUGCAACCGAGUUUAGAGGAGGAGGAGUCGUUGAUCGGUUAUAGGAUCAGAGUCUGGGAACUGGACCAAGAUAUGAGCACCGCGAACGACACGA